AUGAUUGGCUUCGACUUCACAUCUCGAGCCAAUGACCGUCUCGCGCAAGCGCUCAGCACAAUCGCACCAGCUGGGAGGGCUCUCGUCGCGCUCAUCUGCACCUUUCCAAUAGUUCUGAGUUCUGCCCCUCCCCAGCGGACGCCAGCAUGUGCCUGCCAGCUUCCGACCCACGAAAUCAACCAUUACGGCACUUGUAAUUCUCGAUUCGAAAGGAAGCCAAAGACAACUACAUCCAUCAUCAACAUGUCUGCCAUCCAACUCAACUUCACGCUCCGCACCUCCGCCAACUGCAAGACGGUCCACCUCCUCGGCUCUUGGGACAACUACAACGGGCAACUCCCCUUGUCCAAAGACACCACCAAAGCCGGCGGAUGGAAGGGCACGUUCCGGUUCCAGGGAGCCACCUUGAAGCAGGGCCAGCGCUACUGGUACUACUACAUCAUCGACGGGUACCACGUCUCCCACGACCCGGCUCGAGAGUCCGUCACAGAGCCGACGACCGGUCGCAAGCUGAACACCCUCGACAUCCCCAAGGCCAGCUCGCGCGAGGAAGCGCCCUCCAGCAAAUCCUCCCGCCACAACCGCCGGGUCAGCUCCUCCAACGUCGCCAAAGGCCGCUCGCUCUCCCCCUCCCAGAUCCAGAGUCCGAAACCCGGCAAGCCGUACGAGACCCGCCAGAUCGCGCAGGAGAAAUUCAUGCACCCGACCGUCGAGAUGCUCACCGCCAAGUUCGCCGCGCAGCAGAUCUCCGAGUCCGAGGAGAGCAGCAGCAGCGAGGAGGAAGAGGACUCCGACUCGGACGCCUCCGACGUCCCGUCCCUCAGCUCCCGCAGCAGCAACAGCAGCACGCCCAGCUCCGUGUCCUCGGUGUCGUCGUGCUGUACCUGCGAGCGCUACGGCAUCACGCGCGCCGGGGCACGGGUCAAGCUCGACUGCGGCGGUUCGCGCUGCGGGUCCUCUGAUGGCUCAGAGUGCAGCAGUGAGAGCGAGGACGACCAUCGCGUGCGCACGACGAGGAGGCAAGGAAUUGUCGUGCGCAAGUGA
Molecule: messenger RNA, 1044 nt
Organism: Saxophila tyrrhenica
Lineage: Eukaryota; Fungi; Ascomycota; Dothideomycetes; Mycosphaerellales; Extremaceae
Exons: 2
Coding region: 1-1044 (347 amino acids)
Source: RefSeq, a predicted model, not a curated record